AUGAUGUGUUUAAAGAUUCUGAGAAUGAGCCUGGUGAUCCUGGCUGGGUGGGCAUUCAAUACUGCUGACUCUGAACUGGGCUGGACACACAAGAAAUCCUUGACCCAGAGGGCAUACCUAAAUCAGGUGCUGUUGGAAGGAGAACGCUGUUGGCUGGGAGCCAAAGUUCGAAGACCCAGAGCUGCUCCCCAGCAUCACCUCUUUGGGGUCUAUCCCAGCAGACCUGGAAACUACCUGAGGCCCUAUUCUGUGAGAGAGCAGGAAACCUAUCAUGCUGGACACAGUAAAUCAGAUACCAAGGGACAGUCUAUGAGCCUUGUUCCCCAAGACCUUACUGAAAAGCCAGCAGGAGUGAGGAGGGAGGCAGAGCAGCCAGCUGCCCCAUGGGUAGGGGAUGGUCCUAUUGGGCAAUCUGAGCUGCUGAGAGAUGAUGACACUUAUCUUGGCAACCGAGGAUCCAAGGCGUCUCUAGGUGAGGCAGCAACUCCGGGAAGCUUAGCUACUGCUGCCUCCAUUGCCACUACCUUCGCACACCUGGAGGAUCCCAGAGCAGAGACUCAAAGGAAGGGCUGGGCCAAGUCCAGGCAUCCUCACCAAGUGGUAAAGAGGCAGGCAGAAGAUGUGCCUGGAGACCCCCACGUCUCUCCAUCACGUUUUCAACCUUGGCCUAAGCACCCCCUUAAACACGGGGUUAGAAACAGUCCAAUGGAGGACAGCAUCCAAAAUGGUGGAGGGGUCCCCAACUGGGAAGCAGAGACCUUUAACCCCCAAGGAGGAUUGCCUGUCUUGUACUUCUCUGGGAGGCGGGAGCGGUUGCUGCUGCGUCCAGAAGUGCUGGCUGAGAUUCCCCGGGAGGCGUUCACAGUGGAAGCAUGGGUGAGGCCAGAGGGAGGCCAGAACAACCCAGCCAUCAUUGCAGGUAUGUUUGAUAAUUGCUCCCACACAGUCAAUGACAAGGGCUGGGCCCUGGGGAUCCGCUCACGGAAGGACAAGGGAAGGCGAGAUGCUCGCUUCUUCUUCUCCCUCCGCACCGACCGUGUGAAGAAAGCCACCAUUGUGACUGGCCACAGUCGCUACCAGCCAGGCAUGUGGACACAUGUGGCAGCCACUUACGAUGGACGGCACAUGGCCCUGUAUGUGGAUGGCACUCAGGUGGCUAGUAGUCCAGACCAGUCUGGUCCCCUGAACAGCCUCUUCAUGGCAUCUUGCCGGUCUUUACUCCUGGGUGGGGACAGCUCUGAGAAUGGGCACUAUUUUCGUGGACACCUGGGUACACUGGUUCUUUGGUCAACUGCCCUUUCACAAAGUCAUCUCCAGCACAGUCCUCAGCAUUCAAGUGGGGCAGAGGAGUUGACCACCGUGGUCCUGACAGCUACUUUUGAUCCUCUAAAGGAACAGUGGGCCCCCUUUAGAGAUGAGAAAUACCCUUGGCUUGAGGUUCUUCAAGGCUCUGAACCACAGCCUGAGAUUAUGUCACCUUUGCAGCCCCCGCUUUGUGGGCAAACAGCUUGUGACAACGUGGAACUGAUCUCCCAGUACAAUGGGCACUGGCCCCUUCGAGGGGAGAAAGUGAUCCGCUACCAAGUGGUGAACAUCUGUGAUGAUGAGGGUCUGCACUCCAUUGUGAGCGAUGAGCAGAUCCACAGGCAGCACGAAGCACUGAAUGAGGCUUUCGGUCGCUACAACAUCAGCUGGCAGCUAAAUGUCCACCAGGUCCACAACUCCACCUUGCGCCACCGGGUUGUACUUGUGAACUGUGAGCCCAGCAAGAUUGGCAAUGAUCACUGUGACCCUGAGUGUGAGCACCCACUCACGGGCUAUGAUGGGGGUGACUGCCGCCUGCAGGGCCGCUGCUACUCCUGGAACCGCAGGGAUGGGCUCUGUCACACUGAGUGCAAUAACAUGCUGAAUGACUUUGAUGGGGACUGCUGUGACCCUGAGGUGACUGAUGUGCGCAAGACCUGCUUUGACCCUGAUUCACCCAAGAGGGCAUACAUGAGUGUGAAGGAACUAAAGGAGGCCCUGCAGCUCAACAGUACUCAUUUCCUCAACGUCUACUUUGCCAGCUCAGUGCGGGAAGACCUUGCAGGUGCUGCUACCUGGCCUUGGGACAAAGAAGCUGUCAGUCACCUGGGUGGUGUUGUCCUCAACCCAGCCUAUUAUGGCAUGCCUGGCCACACCAAUAUCAUGAUCCAUGAAGUGGGACAUGUUCUGGGACUCUACCAUGUCUUCAAAGGGGUCAGUGAAAGAGAAUCCUGUGAUGACCCCUGUAGAGAGACAGUGCCUUCCAUGGAGACAGGAGACCUCUGUGCUGACACUGCCCCCACACCCAAGAGUAAACUGUGCCAGGACCCAGAGUCUGCCAAUGACACCUGUGGCCUCACCCACUUCCCAGGAGCUCCAUUCAGCAACUACAUGAGCUACACAGAUGAUGACUGCACUGACAGCUUCACCCCUAACCAAGUGGCUCGAAUGCAUUGCUAUUUGGACCUUGUAUAUCAGCAAUGGAGUCAAAGCAGAAAGCCCACCCCCAUUCCCAUCUCACCAGUGGUCAUUGGGCAGACCCACAAGUCCCUCACUAUUCAUUGGCUGCCUCCUAUUAGUGGAGUUGUAUUUGACAGGGCACCAGGCAGCAUGUGUAGUGCCUGCACUGAAGAUGGGACAUUCCGUCAGUAUGUGCACAAGGCUUCUUCCCGGAGAGUGUGUGACUCUUCAGGUUACUGGACCCCAGAGGAGGCUGUGGGGCCUCCUGAUGUGGAUCAGCCUUGUGAGCCCAGCUUGCAGGCCUGGAGUCCCGAGCUCCACCUGUAUCACAUGAAUAUGACUGUGCCCUGUCCCACAGAAGGCUGUAGCCUGGAGUUGCUCUUUCAACACCCGGUCCAAGCUGACACCCUCACCCUCUGGGUCACUUACCUCUCCAUGGACUCCUCCCAGGCACUCUUUGACACAGAGAUCUUGCUAGAACAUCAGGAGUCUGUGCACUUGGGCCCCUUAAACACUUUCUGUGACACACCACUCACUAUCAAACUGCACGUGGAUGGGAAGGUCUCAGGAGUGAAAGUCUACACCUUUGAUGAACGGAUGGAGAUUGACGCCGCCCUCCUGACUUCUCAACCCCAUAGUCCCUUGUGCUCUGGCUGCAGGGCCGUGAGGUACCAGGUUGUCCGGGAGCCACCCUUUGCCAGUGGCUUGCCAGUGGUGGUGACACACCCUCACAGGAAGUUCACAGACAUGGAGGUCACAUCUGGGCAGAUGUAUCAGUAUCAAGUGCAAGCUGAGGCUGGAGGAGAACUGGGAGAAGCUUCACCUCCACUGAGCCAUAUCCAUGGAGGUCCUUACUGUGGAGAUGGGAAGGUGGCAGGGAGCCUGGGAGAAGAGUGUGACGAUGGAGACCUGUUGAAUGGAGAUGGAUGCUCAAGAGCCUGUCAAGUAGAGGAAGGUUUUCACUGUGUAGGGGAGCCAAGCCUUUGCUACAGGUAUGAGGGAGAUGGGAUCUGUGAACCUUUUGAAAAGGAAGCUAGCAUCAUAGACUGUGGCCUCCACGCUCCUGAAGGAUACUUGGAUCAGUGGGCUGCCCAGGCUUACUCCUCUCAUGAGGACAAGAAGAAGUGCCCUGUUUCCUUGGUAAUAGGAGAACCUCAUUCCAUGAUUUGUACUUCCUACCAUCCAGAUUUACUGAAGAACCAUCUUCUGGCUGGCUGGUUUCCCUGUGUUGCAAGUGGAAAAAGAUUCCAUGAUAAUGGCAAGGAGCAGCCAGAAGAUAGCUUGGAAAAGGAUGAAGAGGUUUGGCUUGAA
Castor canadensis (American beaver) is the source of this 3795-nucleotide messenger RNA. Lineage: Eukaryota; Metazoa; Chordata; Mammalia; Rodentia; Castoridae. The record is from RefSeq and is a predicted model, not a curated record.